UGAAUUAUUGCAACAAGUUAUCUUAUAAUGCGUAUAAUGAUUUAAGUAACAUGCAUCGAAUCGGAUUCAUCAACUCCUGUGCUCUGUACCAGCCGUGCUUUCCAGUUUGGAGUGGUGGCUGUAGCAGAAAACGAGGCGAGUCAUGAACUGGUUUACUCGCAAUCUUACAUGGACUUCCAGAAAGACCGAAGCCUCAAAUCCUCAGUCACAAUCAAACUCCAAAGAGGAGGACGAAGACCAAUUGUAUGGGGUUACUGAGGAUUUGAUCAAUUACACCAAGUCCUUCACGAUUGAUACAUUUAAAAAUUUCCCUCUCCAAGAUGAAGAUGAAGCCACUAAUGCUCAAGACACUUUAACGAAUUCAGCCAGGAUUAGGAACGAUCUCUCUCAGUGGCAGGAGAGACAUGCCACCCUCAUACUCUCAAGAGUGAAGGAACUCUCUCAAAUUAGAUAUAAGCUCUGCCCUGGCCGUUUGAAGGACAAUCAAUUCUGGAGCAUAUAUUUUAAGCUUGUGAGGAGCCAUGUAAUCGAAUACGAGCUACGGGCAAUACAACGGGAGAAACUAAAAAGGAUGGCAGUGGAGGAAGAGCAAUCUUUGGAUAAUAAUGCAAUCGAAGUUGAAAUGUCAGAAACAAAGCAUGGAUCAAUGAUAGAAAGUCCACACUCAUAGAAGGCAACCUUGACUUUUGCUUGCUACCAUGAAUAGAUUAGGUUAUGCGCCCAAGGGGACUGUUGGUUGAGGAAGAAGCGGAAUGAUUAUUCACGAGUAGGUUUCACUUGUGGCCUUCUGGUUAUAACCCACAUUGAGUUAUUCCAGCUGGCUACGGGAUCGAAUCCGCAGUAUCACUUGAAAUACGGGAAUUCUAAAGAGCAGGUUCCAUCAGGUAGGUAUUUCAGUUGUUUCUGGCUUAUGAUUUCCGCAUAGUUAAUGAAAGGUGCGUGAUACCGAGCUGAACUGUUUCUCUUUGAGAACUUGCCACAAGUUCAUACAUGGUGCACCAGCGGGCUCGAAUGGGUUGAACAACUUGUAUCGACCCGCAUUAUCAGCUCUUUUGUGUAUUAAUGUUCAUAUUUGACAUUAACAUAUCUACAACAAUGUACCCAUCAAAGUCCUUGUAACUUGGUAGUUGGUAGUAUUGAUGCUCUCGUGUUAGUAACAGGUUGUAGGUUCAAUCCUAGUUGUAACUUGUACUGUUAGUAACAAUGCCUGCCCCUUUAAUU
Molecule: messenger RNA, 1221 nt
Organism: Neltuma alba
Lineage: Eukaryota; Viridiplantae; Streptophyta; Magnoliopsida; Fabales; Fabaceae
Exons: 5
Coding region: 143-670 (175 amino acids)
Source: RefSeq, a predicted model, not a curated record